AUGGCAAUGGGAUCCGGCGAUCCCAGCAAGCCGCCCAAGGUGGCCAUCAUCGGCGCCGGCCUCACCGGUCUCCUCGUCGCCCACGGCUUACAGAAGAAUGGCUUCGACGUCGCCGUCUUCGACCGGGACGCCGGCCUCGACGCCCGCCGCCGCGACUGGACCAUCGUGCUGCACUGGGCCAUGCCCACCAUGGCCAGGCUCCUGCCCGACGAGGUCGUGCGCGCCCUGCCCGGCGCCAUCACGAACCGCUUCCUCGCGUUCGACGACCACGCCGAGAGCCUGCCGUGCUACAACGGCGUCACCGGCGAGCUGCUCUUCAAGAGCCCGCUGCCCGGGUCCCGGCGCGUCUCGCGGCAGCGCCUGCGCAGGGUGCUGUCGCGGGGCGUCGACGUGCAGUGGGGCAAGGCGCUGGCCGGGAUCGAGGUCGGCGACGACGACCAAGAAGAUGCGCCGGUGCGUCUGACCUUUGCGGACGGGAGCGCGCACGAGGCCGACUUUGUGCUCGGCGCCGACGGGGCGUCGUCCGGGGUCCGCGAGUACCUUGUCGGCGCCGAGGCGGCCAGGAUCCGGGGCUCCGGGUUCAUGUUUGCGACGUGCAUCGUCAAGUACAACGACGCGGACAAGGUCGACGCCGUGGUCAAGGCGCACCCCGUGGCCGCCAUCACGCUGGGGUCGAACGCCGGCGCCGGCUGCGGGAUCAUGUACGUCGACGACCCGGACGACAAGGCCUCGUGGACGACCUUCUGGGUCAAGUUCUGGCCCGGCGCGCCGGUCAACCUCGACGGCCAGGACGCGCUGAGCUACCUCCGCGACAACACCAGGGGCCUGUGCGAGCCCUUCCAGUCGCUGAUCGACUGGACGCCCGACGGGAGCACCUGCUACGUCGACGAGAUGAAGUACUGGGUGCCCGUGCCGUACGACAACCGCGGCGGGCGCGUCACGCUGGCCGGCGACGCCGUGCACCCCAUGUUGAUCUACCGCGGACAGGGCUUCCAGCACGCCAUCACCGACGCAAACAACUACGUCGACGCGCUGAUCAAGGCCAGGGACGCAAAGGGCGACGCCAAGGUCCGCAGGGAGGCGGUCGCGGCCUACGAUGCCGAGAUGGUCGAGCGGGGUGCCAACGCGGUCAACCAGUCGGUCCAGGAGGCAAAGCACUCGAUCGACCUCGAGACGCUAGGCAAGAUGCUCAUGGUCAAUAAGGGGCACGGCAGGUCUGCCUAG
Molecule: messenger RNA, 1224 nt
Organism: Thyridium curvatum
Lineage: Eukaryota; Fungi; Ascomycota; Sordariomycetes; Thyridiales; Thyridiaceae
Exons: 4
Coding region: 1-1224 (407 amino acids)
Molecular function (GO): oxidoreductase activity; FAD binding
Source: RefSeq, a predicted model, not a curated record